Messenger RNA from Alternaria postmessia, 570 nucleotides. RefSeq lists its product as uncharacterized. Lineage: Eukaryota; Fungi; Ascomycota; Dothideomycetes; Pleosporales; Pleosporaceae. The record is from RefSeq and is a predicted model, not a curated record. The coding region runs from base 1 to 570 and encodes 189 amino acids. The transcript is spliced from 2 exons.
AUGUUCUUCACUCGCUUCAUUAUUGCGGCUCUGACUGUUACGACUGCUCUCUCUCUCCAUGACUUCCACGCAUUGAACCCGCACGUCUUCGGAAAACGACAAGAGUACCAACCGUCCACAUACACAUGCGGCGCCGGGGCCACAUGCGAGAUAGCUUGCGGUGCUGGAUCUGUCGAAUGUGGUGACGCCCUUUGCAUCAACCCAGACCUGGGACACGUGUGCUGUGAACCAGGUUCAGCCGAUCCCUGGGGCUGCCUGGAUAAUGAUUACUGCCUCGUCGACGGCUGGUGCUGUCCCAAGGAGCAGGAUCCCCAGGCGUGCGCUCUGGCCAACGGCGUCACUUUGCCCCCUGAUUUCGUCGGCCCUACAACUACGGCUGCUGGCUCGAAUGUGACUUCUGUUGUUGCUUCGCUGACUUCGGGAGUUGCGAGGCCAACUUCUGGAAGCACGAAGCCGACGUCGGUAUCGUCUGGACUUCCUGAGUUCACUGGAGCGGCAAGUCUGAACACCGUUGCUGGUAGGAGUGGGUUUUUGUAUGCUGUUUUGGUCAUGGUGGGCAACGCGUUCUAG